Molecule: messenger RNA, 937 nt
Organism: Aspergillus caelatus
Lineage: Eukaryota; Fungi; Ascomycota; Eurotiomycetes; Eurotiales; Aspergillaceae
Product: mitochondrial 54S ribosomal protein bL12m
Exons: 2
Coding region: 108-662 (184 amino acids)
Biological process (GO): translation
Cellular component (GO): ribosome
Molecular function (GO): structural constituent of ribosome
Source: RefSeq, a predicted model, not a curated record
GACUUUCGGAUAGCUCUCUGGUUCGGUUUGAUUGAGCAGCGCCUGAUUCUCUCCAUCUCCUCAACGCUCGUCUGUCUCCUCUCCGGUCACAUCCCUUCACAGCCAUCAUGUCAAUUUCUUCGCAGGUCGCCGCCCGCUGCUGCAGGCAGAUUGUCCGCCCAUCCGCCGCUUCUUUGCGCCUCUCUUCCUCGACAUAUCUGUCUCAGCGGACACGGAGAUGGCAGUCCACCGAGGCGGAGGCUGCUGCCCCUGUCAACCCUAAGAUUAGCCAAAUUGUUGACCAGAUCAGCACAUUGACGCUUCUGGAGACCGCCGACCUCGUGGCCACCCUCAAGUCCCGUCUCAACAUCCCCGACCUCCCCGUUGGCGGUUUCGCCAUGGCCGGCGGUGCUGCUCCCGCCGCCGCUCCCGUUGAGGAGGAAGAGGCUGCUCCUGCCGCCCAGGAGAAGACCCUCUUCAACCUGAAACUCGAGACCGUUGACGCCGCCUCCAAGGCUAAGGUCAUCAAGGAGAUCAAGUCUCUCCUCGGCCUGUCCCUGGUUGACAGCAAGAAGUUCGUCGAAUCCGUGCCCAAGGUCCUGAAGGAGUCCGUGCCCAAGGAGGACGCCGAGAAGAUCAUCGAAACGCUCAAGGCCGUCGGUGCUAAGGCCGUCAUGGAGUAAACGGGGAAUAAUAAUUUCGAUGAAUUGAUUUAUACCUGGUGAUUGCCUCUUUUCCUGGCUCUGCGAAUCGGGGCGACAGGGGAUCAGGACGGCCGGGACGUUGUGAUUGGACUGCAUCAUCGAGCUGGAGUUUUGUCUCUCACCACUUAUUACUGUGUUUUUAGUGUUUUCUUUUCUCCGUCGUAUAUCUCUUGAAAUGUUUCUGAUAUAACCGGAAAGCGGGAAAAAGGCGGCAAAUGUACAUUAUCAUCUCUUGAUUUGGACAAUUUGGAUCC